Messenger RNA from Hansenula ciferrii, 1254 nucleotides. RefSeq names its product Arp6p (gene ARP6). The transcript has a single exon. The record is from RefSeq and is a predicted model, not a curated record. Bases 1 to 1254 code for a protein of 417 amino acids. Gene Ontology annotation, molecular function: nucleosome binding. Gene Ontology annotation, cellular component: Swr1 complex. NCBI's taxonomy places the organism in Eukaryota, Fungi, Ascomycota, Saccharomycetes, Phaffomycetales, Wickerhamomycetaceae.
AUGAGCAGUACAGUUAUACUAGAUAAUGGAUCCUAUGAUAUCAAGAUAGGUUAUAAUACAACAGAUUCAUCACAAGUUCAAAAAGUUCAAAAUACUAUAUGUAAAACAAAAGAUCGUAAAAUUUUAAUAUCAAAUCAAGUUUAUAAUGUUAAUGAUAUUAAUGGUAUAAUUUUCAAAAGACCAAUUGAGAAAGGUCAUUUAACAAGUUGGGAAUUGGAGAAACAAAUAUGGGAUUAUAGUUUUACUUCAAGAGAUGUUGGAUUAAAUAUUGAAAGUUCAGAUUCUAAUCUAAUAUUAAGUGAAACUCCAUUUACUUUACCACAAUUAUCAAUGAAUACAGAUCAAAUCAUAUUUGAAGAAUAUGGGUUCAAAUCAUUAUUUAAAAACCCAAUGUCAAGUUUUAUUCCAUGGAAUUUUAAAGAGAAUGAAACUUUGUAUGAACCAAAAUUAAAUAAUGAUUUAAACAAUUUAACAAAUUAUUCAGAUUUCCAAUUAGUUAUUGAUUCAGGUUUUAAUGCAACUUGGAUAAUACCCAUAAUUAAAGGUGUACCAUAUUGGAAAAGUAUAAGGAAAUUUGAAAUUGGUGGUAGAUUUUUAUCAGGUGUCUUGAGAGAAAUGGUUUCAUUUAGACAUUAUAAUGUUACAGAUGAAACUAUAUUAGUUAAUAAUAUUAAAGAAAAAUCAUGUUUUGUUACAAUGGAUUAUAAUGAAUCAUUGAAAAAAAUUAAACAAAGUGGUCCAAAUGAUAAAGAUCAUAUAAUUGAAUAUGUGUUACCAGAUUUUAAUACAACAACUCAAGGUUAUGUAUUAACACCAGAAUUGAAAUCUAAAUAUAAACCACAAGAACAACAAAUUUUAAAACUUUAUGAUGAAAGAUUUUCCAUCCCAGAAACUAUAUUUCAUCCAGAAAUUGUCAAUAUAAAUAAUAAACCUGGAUUAAUUGAAACAAUAAUUGAUUGUAUUUAUACAUUACCAGAAUUUAUAAGACCAUUAAUUGUAUCAAAUAUAAUUUGUAUUGGAGGGAAUUUCCAAAUGGAAAAUUAUCAUAAAAGGAUUUUAAAAGAAUUAAAAGUUGUAUUACCAGUUGAAUGGGAUGUUAGAAUUGGUAAACCAUCAAAUCCAACUACUUAUGGCUGGGAAUGUGCUCAAAAAUUUAGUGAAAAUGAAUUAUAUAAAAAUGUUAGAGUUAGUAAACAAGAUUAUGAAGAACAUGGAUUACAAUGGACUCAACAAAGAUUUGGGUUUCAAUUAUAA